This is a messenger RNA of Ilex paraguariensis (yerba mate), 585 nucleotides long. The record is from the annotation of a GenBank genome assembly. Lineage: Eukaryota; Viridiplantae; Streptophyta; Magnoliopsida; Aquifoliales; Aquifoliaceae.
AUGGAAGCUAUGGUCAAUGAAUGUGAAGACAACUUUGUUGAUGUGCCACAUUCUAAGCCUGAUGUGCCAAUGAAACUUGGGUUGGAUUUUGAUUAUGAUGAUGAAGCAUUUCCAUAUUACAAUGAGAGUGCUGGAGCCAUUGGUUUUAGUAUUCGGAAGGAGUAUGUGAACAAGAAUAAAGUCCAUGCUUCAGAAUCUAGAGAAGGAUAUGAAGUGGUUGUGGAGUUCGUUAAUGAGAUAAUUGCAAAGCUCAAAGAUGUCACAAAGGCAAGAUGCGAAGCUCAAGUAACUUCAUCGACCAGAUUUGAUGAUUCACUAAAUAAUAAUGGUGCAAAAGUCUUUGUUGACAAUUCAAAUGUUACAAAGGUGGUUGGUUUAAAGAGAAAGGAUCCAAAACAUUGUGGUAACACUCGACUAAAAAGUUUCUUGGAAAAGGCUUCAAGAAGUAAAAAGAAGGCUUCAUCAAUGCAACCCGCUCCGACUCAUGUCCAGUUGACAAUGGAUACAGGUUUCAAAGUGCAGAGUUCACAAGAAAGUCACAAUAUUUUGUUCAAAGACUACUUCGCUAAUACAUUUUGGAAGAGU